Molecule: messenger RNA, 960 nt
Organism: Cucurbitaria berberidis CBS 394.84
Lineage: Eukaryota; Fungi; Ascomycota; Dothideomycetes; Pleosporales; Cucurbitariaceae
Product: UbiE/COQ5 methyltransferase
Exons: 2
Coding region: 1-960 (319 amino acids)
Biological process (GO): ubiquinone biosynthetic process
Molecular function (GO): methyltransferase activity
Source: RefSeq, a predicted model, not a curated record
AUGCAGUCAUCAAGAACACAGUUGGGGCGCCAAUUGCUGGGGGCGAGCAAGAGGAGGGUCGCGAGGGAGCCGUAUAGGUGUUUUUCAUGCUCGGUGAGGCAGGCCCAGCAGCAGCCGCCUCCUCCCAAGUCUCCGCAAGAUGGACCAUCAACGACGCAUUUCGGCUUCGAGACGAUUGCUGAGGCGCUGAAGGAGCAGAGAGUGGGCGCUGUCUUCUCCUCCGUCGCCUCCUCGUACGACUCGAUGAACGACUUCAUGUCCCUCGGCAUCCACCGCCUCUGGAAGGACCACUUUGUGCGCAAUCUCAACCCCGGCCGCAACCCUCUCACGUCUUCACCAUCCUCUCCCUCCGCCGAGCAAGGCUGGAACAUUCUCGACAUUGCAGGCGGCACUGGCGACAUCGCCUUCCGCAUGCUCGACCACGCCUCGACCAUCAACAACGACGCGCACACAAGAGUCACAGUCGCAGACAUAAACCCAGACAUGCUUGCCGAGGGCAAGAAGCGCUCACUACAAACCCCCUACGCGCGGUCACCGAGACUGAAAUUCGUCGAGGCGAACGCAGAGAAGCUGGACAUGAUACCAGAUAGCAGCAUCGACCUGUACACCGUCGCCUUUGGCAUCCGCAACUUCACGCACAAAGAAGCCGCCCUCAAAGAAGCGUACCGCGUCCUCAAGCCCGGCGGCGUCUUCGCAUGCCUCGAGUUCUCCAAAGUCAACAACCCGCUCUUCGACGCCGUGUACCAGCGCUGGAGUUUCGCUGCGAUUCCCUUGAUUGGCCAGUUGGUUGCGGGCGAUCGAGAUAGUUAUCAGUAUCUAGUAGAGAGCAUUGCCAAGUUCCCCAGCCAGACCGAGUUCAGCAAUAUGAUCAAGGACGCUGGAUUUCUCGUUCCUGGAAAGGGGUAUGAGGACUUAACGAAUGGUAUUGCGGCUAUACAUAAGGGUGUGAAGCCGGCUUGA